Ixodes scapularis (black-legged tick) is the source of this 591-nucleotide messenger RNA. RefSeq lists its product as uncharacterized. The record is from RefSeq and is a predicted model, not a curated record. The transcript is spliced from 7 exons. NCBI's taxonomy places the organism in Eukaryota, Metazoa, Arthropoda, Arachnida, Ixodida, Ixodidae. Bases 1 to 591 code for a protein of 196 amino acids.
AUGGGUUUCACAGCCAAAGUUCGGAUCGAAUUGGCCCUGCUUUUCUUCACGUUCAGCUGUCUUAUUCUACUGCCCGAAGGAAAAGGUGCGAAGGUGCAUAUCGUCAAGCAAAAAUCAGAGGCCCCUGUGGCAUCCUCCUCUUCUCCGCCUCAAGUGAAAGUCAAGAGCUCGCCGGCCUCUCCUCAGGGACCGUCCAAUGCUCCGCCACAAGAGCCAGCACAGGCGCCACAAGAGCCAGCACAGGUGCCAGAAGAGCCAGCACUGAACCAGACCUCGGGACAAGAGUGCGAUGAUGCGAGCUGCCUGCAAGAGUGCCUGAUGGGAAGCUUCGUCGACGCUGGUCCGGACUCCAUGAGGUUCAGUUUCGCGGCAUGCAACAACGGCACCUGCCAAUGCACUUACCAAUCAGUGUGCCAGCCAGAGAGAUGCUUCAACACUUGCACCAAAAAAUACCAAGAAAAACUAAACGGAUCCACCUGCAUGCAAAACCAGUGCUACUGUGUGCAAUCCAAUGGGGCUCCCGAAUUCACCGACGGUUCACAGCUCCCGCUUGGUUUUCAGAAUGAAUCACCAGCGGGAGGUAAUAACUGA